Messenger RNA from Apus apus (common swift), 1722 nucleotides. It is a transcript of the gene UBA5, whose product is annotated as ubiquitin like modifier activating enzyme 5. The coding region runs from base 355 to 1554 and encodes 399 amino acids. The transcript is spliced from 12 exons. Gene Ontology annotation, molecular function: UFM1 activating enzyme activity. NCBI's taxonomy places the organism in Eukaryota, Metazoa, Chordata, Aves, Apodiformes, Apodidae. Gene Ontology annotation, cellular component: cytoplasm; cytosol. Gene Ontology annotation, biological process: protein ufmylation. The record is from RefSeq and is a predicted model, not a curated record.
CUCCGCCCCCUUCCCGCCCACCGCCCGGUCCGCCCCGGCCGGCCCGGCCCGGCCCGGCGUCGCCGCGGCAACCGGCGGCGGCUUGGUCCGGCACGGAAAGCGGUCCCCGGCGCCGCGCCGGAGCUGCUCUCCGAGCCGGGUGGCCGGUCCUGAGGGCAAGCUGCUCCCGGGAGGCGGCUACCGCCCCGGCUGGCACCUCUCCGUAGCCACCGCCACCGCCCGCCGGGCCCGAGAGCGGCAGGAGAGCCCCCCGGGCUGGGAACGCUGCCCGCGGCCCCGGCGCUCGCAGGGGACGGCGCUCGCAGCCGCUCCCGGAAGCCGCCUCAGACGGGGAGACGUGUCGCGGGCGCUGCCAUGGCCGAGCCGAGCCGGCUGGAGCGGCUGGAGCGGCGUGUGCGGGAGCUGGAGGAGCAGCUGGCCCGGGAGAAGGGCGAGCGGGGAGAGCCGCGGGCCCGCAUCGAGGUGAUGAGCCCGGAGGUGACGGGCUCCAACCCCUACAGUCGCUUGAUGGCAUUAAAAAGAAUGGGAAUUGUCAAAGACUACGAGAAAAUCAGAACCUUUACAGUUGCAGUAGUAGGUGUAGGUGGAGUUGGCAGUGUGACUGCUGAAAUGUUGACAAGAUGUGGCAUUGGUAAGCUGCUUCUGUUUGAUUAUGACAAAGUGGAACUGGCAAACAUGAACAGACUCUUCUUCCAACCUCAUCAAGCUGGAUUAAGUAAAGUGCAAGCAGCAGAGCAUACUUUGAGGAAUAUUAAUCCUGAUGUUCAAUUUGAAGUACAUAACUACAACAUCACAACACUGGACAACUUUGAACACUUCAUGCAUAGAAUAAGUAAUGGUGCACUGGAGGAAGGGAAGCCUGUCGACCUUGUUCUAAGCUGUGUGGACAACUUUGAAGCUCGCAUGGCAAUUAACACAGCCUGCAAUGAACUUGGACAAAUCUGGAUGGAAUCUGGAGUGAGCGAAAAUGCAGUGUCAGGCCACAUACAGCUGAUCAUUCCUGGUGAAUCCGCUUGUUUCGCGUGUGCUCCUCCGCUUGUAGUUGCUGCAAAUAUUGAUGAGAAAACAUUGAAACGGGAAGGAGUUUGUGCAGCUAGUCUUCCUACAACUAUGGGUGUUGUGGCAGGAAUGCUUGUACAGAAUGUUCUGAAAUACCUGUUAAAUUUUGGUACGGUGAGUUAUUAUCUUGGUUACAACGCGAUGCAGGAUUUCUUUCCAACUAUGUCUAUGAAGCCAAAUCCACAAUGUAGUGACCAAAACUGCAGAAAACAGCAAGAAAUCUACAAGAAAAAAGAAGCUGCACGACCAAAACAUGAAGUAAUUGAAGAGGAAGAAGAAAUAGUACAUGAAGACAAUGACUGGGGCAUCGAGUUAGUAUCUGAAAUGUCAGAAGAUGAGCUGAAGGCUGCAUCUGGCCCAGUACCUGAGCUUCCUGAGGGAAUUACAGUGGCAUAUACUAUUCCAAACAAGGAAGAAAAUUUGAUCACUGAAGAAACGGCAGCCGAGUCUGAAGAAAGCCUAGAAGAACUCAUGGCCAAAAUGAGAAACAUGUAGCAAAACAAAUAUUAAUUGCAACUUUUGGGGGUUUUGAUUGACAUUGAAUUUUGAGAAGACCCUUUUUUUUUUUUUUUUUUUUUACCUCCACUGAAGCUUAUCUUUACAUUUCUGACAAAAUGGAACUGUUACAAGGGCAGGAAGGAAAGAAAACUGCCUUGUUUAUAU